Messenger RNA from Pogona vitticeps (central bearded dragon), 2260 nucleotides. It is a transcript of the gene FAM163B, whose product is annotated as family with sequence similarity 163 member B. The record is from RefSeq and is a predicted model, not a curated record. NCBI's taxonomy places the organism in Eukaryota, Metazoa, Chordata, Lepidosauria, Squamata, Agamidae.
GCCGGACGGAGGCGUGGAGGCGAAGAGCCUGCCCUGCCCGCCCCCGGGAGGAGGCCGGCGGGAGGGCGAAGGAGGAGCGCUGCGCAGCCCAGAGACCCUUCCCGGCUUGCAAGGGUGUUAAUGGAGAAGAGGUCGGAUGACAGCCGGGACUGUGGUCAUCACAGGUGGAAUAUUAGCAACCGUCAUCCUACUGUGUAUCAUUGCUGUCCUCUGCUAUUGUAGGCUUCAGUAUUACUGCUGCAAGAAGGAGGAAUCCGAAGAGGACGAAGAUGAGCCGGACUUUGGGGCGGACUCCCACAUCCCUCCCCUUCACUGCAACCGCAACGUGGCCCUGACCAACGGCCCCUCCCUCUACCGCUCCUCGUCCUCUUCUUCUCCCUACAAGAAGGCCUCCUCGCAGGGCCGGACUCUGUGCCACAGCUGCUCCCACUAUGAGCCGCCUUCCUUCUUCCUUCAAGAGCCAGAGGAGGAGGAGGAGGAAGAGGAGGAAGAGGAGGACGAAGAGGUCCGGAACGGAGGCAACCUGGUCAACUAUAAGGCCAUCAGCCAGGAGGACCUGGAGGCCCCCGCUGGCUUGGCUGGCCUCCAAGCCCUCAACCCCAACCGGCUCUCGGCCAUGCGCGAAGCAUUCUCCCGCAGCCGCAGCAUCAGCACCGACGUCUGACCAGCCUCCGCCGCUGGCGGGGGUUGGCGCCGUCCUGGGCUGGGGGGCAGCAUGUGGGCCCUUAAGGGUGCCCGUUUCCUCUGCCCUUGAGGCUUUUUAAAAAGCGGUUCCUGUUUUAAACAAAGGAAAUCAGUGGGAAGGGGGUGUUUUAAAAUGAGAAAUUCAUGUAUUUAUGUGUCGUUCUGUUUAUCCAAAUCCCUGUUGGUAAAGCACAGCAUAAACGGGAAGGUGGAGGAGAGCACAGAAAGGGGAGCAAGUGGGCCUUUUUCUAAGGCGGAGUAUGGACCAUGACCGAGAUUUUGACCACUGAGGAGCCCCCAUUAUUUUCUGCCCCAUUGAAGAAAGGGCGGAGCCCCUUCCUGAGCAGAAGCUGGGCAGGGGGCAGCCCAUGGUGGUUUUUUGGGUGGCCCGUCGGAUGAUGGCUUCAGGCCCACAGGUCUUGCCCCUGAAGGCCAAGCAUGGCCAGGAGGACCUGCUCCCGGAGGGGGGGGGCUCGGCCUUCCAGGCUAGGCUGCCUGCCCCUCCCACAGGCCUUUGGGGCCGACCGAAGCAGCUCACUCUCCUGGGGCUGUGUGUCUUUUUGUAGCCGAUCCUUUAGGUGCACCAGAGGGCACCCAUGCUCUGGGCAGAGGAAGGCAAGAGGGAAGGAAGGCCCCUUGCUCUGAGGAGACCUUCUGGACCCCGGGGACUCAGAUCUCAUCCCUUCCAUCCCUUGGUGCCCCUGCAGCCCUGAGCCCAAGAGAAGAAGGGGUGCUUUCUGCCGUCCAGGAGGAAAAGGGGUGGCCAAUCCUGCUCCACCAGCAGCCCCCCCCCCAUUAUCUUGGCUGAUGCUACCGGGCCAUCUCCUCCGCAAGGCCACUCCUGGCUUCCCACCUCAUGCCUGCUUCCAGCGGACCAGCUGGACAGAGUGUGCCACUAUAAAACCCACACCAGAUCAUCAGCUGGCAGCGCCCCUGGGCUCUUGGGGGUGAGAAAUGCUUCUAUGGGAUUGCACUCACGCUUCUCAAAGGAGUCCCCUUGGGCCCUUCCAAGGAGAAAGGUGGGGUAAAAAUAAUUUACAUAGAUAAAUAAAAAGAAUACGAUAGGAUGCUAAACCUCCCUGGUCUUCACACCAAUAUGGGGAACUGGGCGCAGGAAGCCGUUUUCCUGGUUUGGCUGGCAUCCUGCGUAGCGACGCCAGGGACGAGUGAUGGGAAGAGGCCAGUGAGGCAGCAGACACCAUCUUGACUCCCCUGCUAAGCCACAAGCAGGGAGGAUCCUUAAGUGCUCCUGGGGGCAAGUGUGUGUGUGUGUGGGGGGUGUCUCUGGAACGGGGGGGGGAUGCACAAUUCUGCUCAUACUUGAGUGGAACGAGUGUUGAUUUCAAUGGCAGUGACGAGGUAGAAUAGCCGAGAAGACGACGACGGGAUUCUGCAUUUGUGACACAGCCCUGGGAGAGGGGGAAACGAUACCAUGAUGGCCAACAAAGUCACAGGUUGCGCCGAGUUCUAGCCAGCGAGGCCGUGGAGUGCAGUGUUGUGUGGAAAUGUUGUAGCACCUUUUAUCAGCAGUUCAUGACCAGUGCAGAAUAAGGACCGGGAGAUUUAAAAAAAAAAA